CAUAAUUUCUUAUGGCUGUAAGGGAGGCUGCACGACGGAAACUGGACCAGUUUAGUUUAACAUCAAACUCAGUGCGGUCAUGGCAAGAAGUUACUGCGCCCUUGCGAUUGCUUUAGCUGCCAUCUUUGGGAUGGUAGACUGCAUCAACAUCCCUCAGCACGCGACGCUCAAUGGUUACAAUGAGUACCAGCGCUUUCUACCCGUGGCGCCACUGAACGGACCAAUUCUACUGAAAAAGGCAUCGAAGAAGAAUGAGCAGGAUUUGAGUAAAGUGCCUGGAAUCCCUGGAGUGGAUUAUCCUAUUUACCAUCAGGUACCGUCGACGAGUUUCUCUUGCGCACAUGUACCUUAUGCACCAGGAAUGUACGCCAAUGUGGAGACUGGUUGUCAGGCUUAUCACGUGUGUCACGAUGGUCGCGAAGGGCAUCAAGGUGCGUCAUUCUUGUGCACUAAUGGCACUUUGUUCAAUCAACUCGAAUUCACCUGUGAUUGGUGGUACAAUGUCAACUGUGCCGAUGCACCUGCACUGUACAGCUUGAAUUUGGAUCCUACAAAAAAUCCAUAUAUCCCGAGACCCAAGAAGGAAGAAGUUCAAGAGAAGCUCAGGAUCGCCGUCUUCUAAUUUACACGAGCAUUUUCGCAAGUUCUGAGAGACCUCUUCGAAUUUACGUGUUAACAGGAAUUUACAGAAUUCCUUAACUACUUGAGUUUCGUACUUCCCGCCAAUUCAGUAUGAAGGAUUACAAGAGAGAAAUUUUUUUCGUUAGCUUCAUAAUUUUUGAAACAAACGGCGAUUCCUUUCAUAAAUAUACGCGAAUUAAUGUAAAGUAGGAUAAGAGCAGAACAAAUUUGCAGUAUUUUCAAUACAUUUCUAAGUAAAACAGAGUUAGGGAACACAGAAGUGAAGUGGAAUUAAAUAAUAAUAGCCGGUGGAAGAUCCAUGAAUAAUCGUUUUGAUUAACAGCCGUUGUGCAUACAGUAAUUUAAACAAUGAGUUUUGCAGUACUGUCAUUAAUUUAUUGCCUAAUUAAUGCGACGCUUUUAUAAAACUACACUCGAUUAGUUAUUUUAAAAUAACUUAGAACCAAUGGACCUCGAAUAACAUCAUCCGGGGUCUUCAGCCUAUCCCAUAGACCUUCUGAGAGAAUUCGCAAGUAUUAUCCUAAAUGAACAUAAUUUUGCUAUAAACUCGAAAUAGUUAUGUAUUAUACAAAUCCAUUAUUUAAGUUAUUACCCGUUGUACCGUGACAUAUUAUUUUUCUUUACUAAUCGUAUUUUUCUGUAUUUAUUAAAAAUAAAGGUGAUUAAGUAUCGUGA
This is a messenger RNA of Cephus cinctus (wheat stem sawfly), 1317 nucleotides long. RefSeq lists its product as uncharacterized. Bases 80 to 622 code for a protein of 180 amino acids. The transcript has 4 exons. The record is from RefSeq and is a predicted model, not a curated record. Lineage: Eukaryota; Metazoa; Arthropoda; Insecta; Hymenoptera; Cephidae. Gene Ontology annotation, molecular function: chitin binding. Gene Ontology annotation, cellular component: extracellular region.